CCAAAAACUCACUUCUGUGGAAACAAAACGUAUCUGAGUCUCUGUGUCGUCUGUCUGUGUGAGAGUGAAAACAACCAUCCAAAUGGCUCAGCAGGGAGAUCUGCUGGACCAGGACCAGUUCUGUUGUUCUGUCUGUCUGGAUCUACUGAAGGAGCCGGUCACUACUGCCUGUGGACACAAUUAUUGUAGAAUCUGUAUUGAGGGCUGCUGGGAUCAGGAUGUUCUGAAAGGGGUCUAUAGCUGUCCUCAGUGCAGAGAGACCUUCACUCCAAGGCCUAAUCUGAGGAAAAAUAACAUGUUGGCUGAAAUAGUAGAGAAACUGAAGAAGGCUGCUCUCCCUCCUGCUCUGUGCUAUGCUGGACCUGGAGAUGUGGCAUGUGAUGUCUGCACUGGGACCAGAAAGCAGAAAGCCCUCAUGUCCUGUCUCGUGUGUCUGGCCUCUUACUGUGAGACUCACCUCCAAUCGCACUAUGAAUCUCCUGCUUUCAAGAAGCACAAGCUGGUCAAAGCCACCGCACAACUACAGGAGAAGAUCUGCUCUCAUCAUGACAAACUGCUGGAGGUUUACUGUCGUACCGAUCAGCAGUGUAUCUGUUAUCAGUGUACAAUGGAUGAACAUAAAGGCCAUAAUACAGUGUCAGCUGCAGCAGAGAGGACUGAGAAACAGAGUCAGCUGGGGAUGAGUCAGCGGAAGGUCCAGCAGAGAUUCCAGGAGAGAAAGAAGGAGCUGAAGAAUCUCCAAAAAGCUGUGAAGUCUCUCAAGCGCUCUGCACAGGCAGCAGUGGAGGACAGUGAUCAGAUCUUUACUGACCACGAAGCAUCAGUCCUGUGUUGCUUUGGGGUGAUCAAAACAAUAUUAACUAUAGCAGGUAUUGAACCUGGUCAAAUAACCACUUGUCAGAUGUGCUGA
Messenger RNA from Salmo salar (Atlantic salmon), 910 nucleotides. NCBI's taxonomy places the organism in Eukaryota, Metazoa, Chordata, Actinopteri, Salmoniformes, Salmonidae. The record is from RefSeq and is a predicted model, not a curated record.